Messenger RNA from Chara braunii, 408 nucleotides. Lineage: Eukaryota; Viridiplantae; Streptophyta; Charophyceae; Charales; Characeae. The record is from the annotation of a GenBank genome assembly.
GAUUUCGUCCAUGCCUGACACAAUAGGGAGCUGCAUAGCUCUGCAAGAGGUAAACCUGGCUGUGAAUCUUCUGUCAGCAAUACCAGCCUCAUUUGGCAAGCUUGUUAAGCUAAAGGUGCUGCUGCUGGACAACAAUUCGCUCACAUCGGUACCAUCAGAGGUGCUUCAGGGAUGUGCUGAGUUGUGCACGCUGCUACUUCAUGGGAACCCUCUAACAGUUGAAGAACUGCGUCAGGUGGAGGGUUGGCAGGCGUUUGACGAAAGGCGGAAGGCAAAGUACGGAAAGCAACUCCAGUUUGGAGUGAUGGGUUCAACAAGUGGUUUUGACGAAGGAGCUGAUGCUGAACGAUGGAGUCGAUUCUAAGGUCAGCUGGGUUCGCCAGAGAGAAGGUAAAAAGCAAUUGGAGA